CGCUGAGGCGCAGAGUGCUCGCAACGCCGGCUGGAGAGCAGCGCAGCGCAGCGCAGCGAGGCGCGCACGGCAGGAGCGGCCCGCGCGUGGACGGGCCCGGCGGCUAGACCGGCGCCCCUGCUGCCCCGCUCGCACCCCCACCGUCCCCAAUGAGCGCAGCCCCACGCGGCCCGGGUCCGUAGGCGGCGGGGCGCCCCCCAUGCUGCUGCAGCCCGCGCCGUGCGCCCCGAGCGCGGGCUUCUCGCGGCCCCCGGCCGCCCCCGGCGCCAUGCACGGCUCGCAGAAGGACACCACGUUCACCAAGAUUUUCGUGGGCGGCCUGCCCUACCAUACCACCGACGCCUCGCUCAGGAAGUACUUCGAGGGCUUCGGGGACAUCGAGGAGGCCGUGGUCAUCACCGACCGCCAGACGGGCAAGUCUCGCGGAUACGGCUUCGUGACCAUGGCCGAUCGGGCAGCCGCAGAGAGGGCUUGCAAAGACCCUAACCCCAACAUCGAUGGUCGCAAGGCAAACGUGAACUUGGCCUAUCUGGGUGCCAAGCCGCGCAGCCUCCAGACGGGUGAGAGCUUUGCCAUCGGUGUGCAGCAGGUGCCCCCUACUUUGAUCCAGCGGACUUAUGGGCUGACCCCCCACUACAUCUACCCACAAGCCAUCGUCCAGCCCAGCGUGGUGAUCCCAGCCGCCCCGGUUCCACCUCUGUCCUCGCCUUACAUCGAGUACACGCCGGCCAGCCCGGCCUAUGCCCAGUACCCACCGGCCACCUAUGACCAGUACCCGUACGCCGCCUCGCCCGCCACAGCCGCCAGCUUCGUGGGCUACAGCUACCCGGCCGCCGUACCCCAGGCCCUCUCGGCCGCGGCUCCCGCGGGCACCACCUUCCUGCAGUACCAGCCUCCACAGCUGCAGCCUGACCGGAUGCAGUGAGGCUGCCCCCGCCUGCGACUGCGGCCCCGUCACUGUGGGCUGGGUGGGCGCCAGUCGGGUCCAUGGGUGCACACCCACCCCUGGGCCUCGGAGGACCCUGCGGGACCCCACCAGCACCCUGGAUGGCCCAGAGACCACUGCUCUUUACACCUGGGACGUCAUGUCUUGAGGGAGGACUUGAAUGACCGAAAGCUAAUCGAAGAUCAGCCUGAAUGUCGCACACGCACCAUCCCCACCCUCCCAUACCCUAGGAGCCCGCAGGUGGUCCCCCCAGCACCCGGAAGGGUCUUCUGGACCCUCCGUAAACCCCGACCGCCCUCUGGGUCCUGUUCAGAGAAGCCUUAUUACUCCAGGGAAGCCCAGGAUUGCAAAGUGCAUUGACUGUUGUCACUUCAUCCGCAUGACUGUGAACCGCAGGUAGGGGACUCUCCCACCCCCAGAAUUCCCAUUAUCUAAAUGCUGGCCCGGGGGCACCCCCCCACCCAAGGCUCCCAGGUGCGGCAGGGCCCCCGGUGACCGGCGACUAGGGCAGCCAGCCAUGGUCCGUUCCAUCGAAGCACUGCGGCUCUUUUUCUUAUUCAUUGUUCUUUUGCUACUAAGAUGAUUUCAGAGUUUCAGUCUAUUUUUUCAAUGGAGACUCCCAUCGCCAAGAAUCUGAAACCUGUUUUUUUGACUUUGAGACUUGCUUUGGUCGAUGGCUCGUCCGCCUGAAGAGAUGGUGGUGGUGGUCUUCUGAUAAGUGUCUGCCAGCCCGAGCUCCUCAGAGGUGGGCAUCUUGACAGUGAGUUGUCUUAAGCUUGGCUCGCUCCCCGAGGCUGUGAAGUGGGUGCUGGCUGAGGGGCUGGACCACCACAUCCCGGCCAGCUGGCAGGAUAGAGGCUCAGAGCACAGGGUGGUCCCCACCCCACCCCCCACCCCCAUAGUGUCGCCUGCUGUAUACAACCUGCGGGUUUGAGCUGAGACAACGUCUGCCUGCCUUGGGAGCUCAGGGAGAGGAGGCGGCGGUUCACACACACCACGAUGGGGCCCCGCCCUGGAGGAGCAGGGGAAAGAUGAGGGGCGGGCGGGCUGGAAGGUUGGGGGCACUGGGGUGCUCCUUCAGACCUACCUCAGGGACGCGGGAGGCCUCGGGGCUGACGUACAUGGGCUUAGCUGCACGCCUGGUGCAGGGUCAAAGCCCAGAAAGUUAAGGUAGCUAAUAUUAUAAUAAUAUUUUUAUUAGAAUGGUCUGAUUAUAAAAAAUAAAACUUGUUUUCUUUAAAGAAAAA
Messenger RNA from Bubalus bubalis (water buffalo), 2193 nucleotides. It is a transcript of the gene RBM38, whose product is annotated as RNA binding motif protein 38. Gene Ontology annotation, cellular component: cytosol. The record is from RefSeq and is a predicted model, not a curated record. The transcript has 4 exons. The coding region runs from base 200 to 925 and encodes 241 amino acids. NCBI's taxonomy places the organism in Eukaryota, Metazoa, Chordata, Mammalia, Artiodactyla, Bovidae. Gene Ontology annotation, molecular function: RNA binding.